Fundulus heteroclitus (mummichog) is the source of this 3195-nucleotide messenger RNA. Its product is annotated as leucine-rich repeat-containing protein 15. Gene Ontology annotation, molecular function: protein binding. The record is from RefSeq and is a predicted model, not a curated record. Lineage: Eukaryota; Metazoa; Chordata; Actinopteri; Cyprinodontiformes; Fundulidae. The transcript is spliced from 2 exons. The coding region runs from base 291 to 2930 and encodes 879 amino acids.
AAAAUCUAAAUACAAACAGAUUAAACAAUGUUACUUUAGUUUUAAUUUUAAAUUACUUUAGUAUCUAUACCAUUUAUAUGUCUAUCUUGUUUCCUUUUACACAUAAACAUCCUAUUUUUUCUUCAAAAUGUAUCGGCUCUAAAAGUUAAGUCCUCCUGGCAUCAUCUUACAGAGAUAUGCAGGGAACGGCUGUCCCUGCUCUUAUCUCAUGCUCCAGAAGUCUGUCACACCCUGCCUCAAAUUCCUUUAAACACUAUGAAGGUCUACUUUCUUCUGUUUUGAGAUAAGAAAUGAGACCCCGCUUGUUUGCGCUUCCUCACGGCUUCAUCCCAGAAGCAAAAAUAAUGUCAAGAAUGCUGAAUGGAGAGAUCAUCGUUUUCUUUCUGUUAUUACUGUUUGACUUUUCCCUGACUCAACCUGAAGAAAAAUUGAACAGGGAAGUUUUCAGUAAAUCUACGACAGAAAUCCCCAGCACUCUGAGAUCUGGUGUGACAGAGGUUUUCUUUGUUGAAAGCCAGAUUACAACAAUCCCCAGUGGAGCAUUUUCUGGAAACCCGGACCUUGAGAUUGUGGAGUUCCUUACCACAAACACAUCAACUGUUGAGCUUGGAGGCUUUGAUGGUUUAGUAAAGCUCAGAAGUCUCGAGAUCUCCAGUAAUCCUUUGAGCUCAGUGCCACUGGGUGUGUUUAAAGACAACAGCAAUCUUGAGAAAAUAGUUUUAAAGUUCAACAAGCUUGUUAGACUUGAGAAAGGUUUGUUUGAUGGUCUAAAUCAUUUAAGUGAUCUGCAGCUGCAUGGAAAUUACAUUGAAUUCAUUGAGGAGCAGACAUUUGAUGAUCUUGUCAAUCUGGAAAAGCUCAAUUUGGGUGGAAAUCAUCUCGCUGCCGUAUCCGCAAACUGGUUCUCAAACCUGAAAAAACUGAAUGUCUUGCGGCUUUAUGAAAAUCAGCUGGCUACCAUUCCUGAGGAUCUUUUCAAGGACUUACCGAACUUAGAGGAGAUAGAUUUGCGUGAAAACCAGAUCACCGAGCUGUCACCAAACCUGCUUCCACAUAAAGAAAAGCUUGUUAAAUUGUAUUUGGAAAAUAAUCUUCUCAGUAGUUUACCUGAAGGAUUUUUUGUUGGCUUCCCUAAACUUAAAGCACUGACCCUAAAGAAAAAUCAGCUGACAAGCCUGCCGCCAGUGCUUUUUGGUGAAAUGUCUAAACUGACUGAGCUAAGCCUUCAACAAAACAAUCUCAGUACCCUUCCUCAAGGAAUAUUCAGCUCCUUGAAGAAAGUUAAAAAACUAGAUCUCUCUAAAAAUCAUUUUGUGACCUUGUCUCCUGAUUACUUUGAUGGCCCUGAAAAGCUUACUGAGCUUGAUCUCCGAAACAACAUGAUACAGUCACUGGACGCACAGUUAUUUGAAAAUCUUCCAUUUGUGACCACAAUCAAGCUUGCCAACAACAGCCUUCGGACACUUUCUGGGGAUGUUUUUGAGUCUUUGACUAAACUCAAAAAGGUUGAUCUCAGUAAUAACCCGUGGCAAUGUGACUGCAAUUUGAGAGAUUUUUAUGUCUGGAUAAAAGACAAUGCUGUUAAGCUCAAACCGGAUGUCCUCUGUGAGUAUCCAGAACAUCUGAGAGGACACGAAAUCAAACUGUUAGAGGACGAUCAGUUAGUAUGCCCCACUUUCCCACCCACCACCACCCGCUUAAUAACAACAAUACUGACAACCACUCUCACUACCACCACACUGCAAACUACAACAUCCACCACUACUUUACCAACCACGACACCUACAACCACACAUAAGCCUUCGACCACCCUCACAACCACGACAAUAGCAACCACACUGCCCACAACAUUGCCAUCAACCACUGCUACUUCCACCACGGUACCAACAACUGAGAGUACGACUACCCCCGCAACUACUGCUACGACGGCACUUCAACAGACAACAUCAAUGACCACAACAGCCACUAUCACAACCACAACACCCACAACCACUUUACGAACCACCACACCCACAACUACACAACCGACCACCACCAUCCUUACAACCACGACAAUAGAAACCACAUUGCCCACAACAUUGCCAACAACCACUGCUACUUCCACCACGGUACCAACAACUACACUCACAACAACUGAGAGUACGACGAUCCCCGCAACUACUGCUACAACGGCACUUCCACAGACAACAACGAUGACCACAACAGCCAUUAUUACAACCGCAACACCCACAACAACACAACUGACCACCACCAUCCUUAAAACCACGACAAUAGAAACCACAUUGCCAACAACCACUGCUACUUCCAGCACGGUACCAACAACUACACCCACAACAACUGAGAGUAUGACAACAACUCCCACAACUACUACUACGACAGCAUUUCCAACAACACCAUCAAUGAUCACAACAGCCAUCAUCACAACCACUCAAACCCCGACCACCACCACAACGGCAAACCCUACCACCACACUAACAACUACACCUUUAACAACUGAAAUCACAAGCCCUAUUAAAACUACCCUUAUGUCUACCACCACAGUGACUAAAACUACACCCACAACAACAAAACCUCCAACCACCACGCUCAGGACAACCCCUCCAACAACCACCGAAGAGACUUGUACUGCAUCACGCCCUCUAUUAAACUUCAGCUGUAUUCCAGAGCCAAAUCUUUCCUACAUUCAUCACAUCAGUAGAAAAGUUCAAGAGUGCAAAACAUGGACGAUGAUCUACACCUCACUGCUUGUUGUGGAGAUUACUUGCACACUGGUGUUGGCAAAGUCCAUAGUUUCUCUUUACCGGUUGCUGCAGCGCAGAGAAAGAAUGAAUGAUGGACUCAUCAAACUCACUCACUUUUCCCACAGAAGAGAAGUAAUCCUGAGGCCUGUGCAGGAGGCAGAAACCGAAGUUCUUUUACGAUCACUUUGAUGACUAAUAAGCCAGCAUUGGUCAUUUGACCUGACAAAGCCUCAAUAAACCUGCUGUGACCCAUUACCAGCUCACACAAAUUUGAAGUGAUUGGUCCUUUAGAGGCGUCCUGAGUUGACUGUUGAAUUGACCUCCAGUGUUUAUGUUUAUGUUUCAUUGAUUGUGCAGAUCUCCUUAGAAAGCAAGUGAAACAGUUUUAGAAAAAAUAAAAUAAAAAAUAUUUUUAUAUUUUAUGUUUUUAUAUAUUUUGUUUGUAUAAUAUUUU